Schistosoma curassoni is the source of this 6612-nucleotide messenger RNA. NCBI's taxonomy places the organism in Eukaryota, Metazoa, Platyhelminthes, Trematoda, Strigeidida, Schistosomatidae. The record is from the annotation of a GenBank genome assembly.
UUUUAAUUAUUGAGGAUUUUAUUCGUUUGUAUGAACCAACAUCAUGCACUUUACUCAUUACUCUAAAGGCGGUUACCUUGAGUGUUUUCCGUAAGAUGGAGUAUGGGUACACAGUCUAUCCAGAUGAAUACUUUCCUUCUGCUCAGGAAGAAGAAGAGGAGGAAUGGGAUCGUCAAGCAUAUUUGGAUCCAAUGUGGGAAAUACAACAGAAAAAGACUUUUACAGCAUGGUGCAAUUCAUAUUUGAGAAAAGUGAAAUGCUCAAUUGAAAAUAUUGAGGAAGAUUUCACUGACGGGCUUAAGCUUAUUCAGCUGUUAGAGACUUUAUCUGAGGAGCCGUUACCCAAACCCGAUAGAGGAAAAAUGCGUUUUCACAAACUCGCGAAUGUUAAUAAGGCAUUAGAAUAUAUAGAAAGUAAAGGCGUUCAACUAGUUUCUAUUGGCGCUGAAGAAAUCGUUGAUGGGAAUAUAAAGAUGACUCUUGGGAUGAUAUGGACAAUAAUUUUACGGUUUUGUAUCCAAGAUAUUACCGUCGAAGAAAUGUCAGCUAAAGAAGGUCUCUUAUUGUGGUGCCAGCGCAAGACUGCUCCCUAUAAAAAUGUAAACGUACAAAAUUUUCACAUGAGUUGGAAAGAUGGUUUGGCAUUCUGUGCUCUAAUACAUCGUCAUCGACCAGAUCUGAUUGACUAUUCAAAACUCUCAAAAGACAAUCCAAUACAGAAUUUAAAUUAUGCUUUUGAUGUAGCUGAAAAGCACUUGGAUAUCCCAAGAAUGUUGGAUGCUGAAGACAUGGUAAAUACAGUGAGACCAGAUGAAAGGUCUGUUAUGACUUACGUUUCGGCUUAUUAUCAUGCAUUUGCAGGUGCACAAAAGGCUGAAUCAGCAGCUAAUCAAAUUACGAAAGUUUUAAAAAGUAAUCAAGACAAUGAGAAAUUAAUGCGAGAAUAUGAACAACUUGCAUCGGAUUUAUUGGCGUGGAUUGAACAACAAAUACCAUUUUUAAAAGAUCGAACAACUGAUGGAACCAUAUCUGGAGCUCGUUCAAAAUUAGAUCAUUAUAGAGGUUAUCGAGGCUUUGAAAAACCUCCUAGAUUAGAUGAAAAAACAUUGCUAGAAAAUACAUAUAAUACACUUCAAACAAGAUUACGACUGGCGAAUCGUCCAUCUUUCCUUCCAACUGAAGGACGUAUGAUCGAAGAUAUUGAUUCAGCAUGGCGUCAGUUAGAAAACUAUGAGAAAGGUUUUGAAGAUUGGUUAGUUGCUGAAAUUAAACGACUUGAACAAAUCGAAUAUUUGGCGAAAAAAUUUCGUUUAAAAUGUUUAACUCAUGAAGCAUGGGCAGAUGGAAAAGCAAAUGCACUUUCGUUAGAAGACUAUGAAGGGGCUAGUUUAUCGGCUUUGCGUGCUUUAGCACAAAAACAUGCUUCAUUUGAAGGGGAUUUGGGUGCUCAUCAAAAUCGAGUGGAACGUAUUGUGGCUAUAGCUGAAGAACUGAAUCAAUUGAAUUAUGAUAAAGUUCAGUCCGUGAAUGAACGUACUCAAAAUAUUGUAGAACAAUGGGAUAAUUUGGGACGAUUAUCAGAAAUCCGGAAGCAUAAGAUUCAGGGCAUCUUGGAUUUGCUUAAUCAAAUUGAUCAUUUGCAUUUAUCAAUUGCCAAACGCAUAGCGCCUUUUAAUAAUUGGUUAGAACAAGUGCAUGAAGAUCUUCAAGAUAUGUUUAUUGUGAAUAAAGUUGAAGAUGUAAUGUCUCUUAUUAAUGGACAUGAAAAUUUCAAGAAAACUCUUCCAGCUGCACAAAAAGAAUUGAAUGAUAUAAUCACAGAAGUAGAACAAGUGAAAAAACUGAUUAAAUCACAUAAUUUAUCAUCAGAAUUAUUAAAAAAUCCAUACACCAUGAUUGAUUGCUCUACAUUACAAAAUAGAUGGGAUGCAAUGUAUUCAUUGAUUAGUGGAAGAGAUGAUGCAUUACAUCAAGAACUUAUUAAGCAACAAGAAAAUGAUAAAGUCAAUACUCAAUUCGCUCAAUUAGCUAAUCGGUUUGGACCAUAUUUAGAACAUAAUCUGGAAACAGUACAUUCUAUUAUAACAAAUCAAAAACUAUCACUAGAAGAUCAAUCACAACGCUUAAAUAAAAUUGAGGAAGAUUUAGAAGGAUGGAAAUCAACAAUAACUGAAUUAGAAAAACUCCAUCAAAAACAACAAGAAUUUUUAAUUACACAUAAUCCUCAUACACGAUAUACAAUGGAAACGUUACGUGUUGGAUGGGAACAAUUGAAAACUAAUAUAAAACGCAGUCAAAAUGAAAUUGAAAAUCGUAUAACAGCUAAUGAUUAUCGUGGUGUUACAGAACAACAAAUUGAAGAAUGUCGUAGAUGUUUUAAUCAUUUCGAUAAACAUAGAACACGUCGAUUAGAUCCAUUAGAUUUUAGAGCUUGUCUUGUAUCACUUGGCUUUACAAUACCGAAUAGUUCACAGGGUGAAGCUGAUUUCAUGCGUAUUAUGAAAACUGUUGAUCCACAUUGUACUGGCUAUGUGACAUUUGAUGCGUUCAUGCAAUUUAUGUCACAACAAACAAUGGGAGCUGAUACAGUUGAACAAAUGGUUAAUUCAUUCAGAACUUUAGCAGGUGAUACACCAUACAUUACAACAGAACAAUUGAAACGUGAAUUGGAACCUGAACUAGCUGAUUAUUGUAUUAAUCGUAUGAAAGCAUACAAUGGACCAGGUGUCGCAAAUGGUGGCGCUUUAGAUUAUACCUCAUUUGCAGCAAGUCUAUACGGUGAAUCUGAAUUGUAAGAAAAUUAGUCGGACCAUAUAUCAGCACAGAGAGAUAUGUCAUUUCUAUGUUUUUAAAAAAAAAACAUUUUAUGAGCUGGUAGAGUUUGUAUUUUCAUCAUUCGAAUAUAGAUAGAUUUAGUUAUAUAUAAAUAUAAUUAUAUAUUUGCGUAAAACAUCAAAGUAGUCUAAUUCUAAAACUGAAAUGUGUUAGAAAUCCCUUUUUCUUGAUGAUGUGAAAUAAUUUGCAUGAUUUUGAUGGAAAUUAACAUUCAGUACAUGCACUCGAUUUUCAGAAAUAAAAACCCAUAUCAUUUUAUUUGGCAUUUUCUUCCAUUUGAAAAAUAUAUUGGGUUGUACAUGACAAUCAGGGUAUAUUGAACCAAAUAUAAAUUAACUAAACCCUAAUUCUAUUCUGUCUAUGCAUCCUUAGUCAAAAUAAAAAAAGAUUAUAAUUUCAUAUUUCAGAGUCAGUAAAUGAUAGUUUGUUAAUAAAAAAAAAACUGGCGAAAUUCCUAAGUUUAGUUUUUUUAAGUAUGAAUACACCUUCGACAUGUUUAACAUGAUAACAAUCAUGUCUAAUUACUUUUUUUCAAAUAAAAGAUCAACAUUUCGAUAGUUGGCUUUGUAAAUUCGAUUUGAAUGUGAUUUCAUUUAGCCAACUAUUUGAUUUUAUCAGUAUGAGGUUAUGGUGAUUAUUAAGUUAUUCAUUAAAGUUAUGAAUCGAUCGAUGCUAGACCACCAUUGAAAACCUGGAAGCUAUUGAUUAGGAUAAAAUAUGUGAUUGUCGAUUAGCAAAUUGAAAAUUGUCGAGUUGAAAUUAUCAAUUUAGUUUAAAUAAGUUAUGCAAUACAUAUAUACGCUGUUUUACAACUCUAAAAACUUGACGCUUAAUAUAAAUUAAUAACAUUAGUAUAUAAAAAAGAUAAAUCUUUUUUCUUCUUAUAUAUAUACAAAAUAAGAAUUAUAAAAAAAAGGAAAUUAGAAAUUAAGAGAAAAUUUAUGUAGUCACUAAUAAAGGAAAUGUCCAUAGAUUUAAACGAUUUUCUCUUGGUAACAAUGUUAGUUUGCCUUUUAAAGCUAAAGGAAAUUCUUCAACUAUUGGAUUAGUUUCAUUUUCACCGGAUGAUAUUGUACUACUACCAGUAAAUAAAACUGAUGGUGUCAUUAAAACAGCUUCACUAUCACUUAAAUCUUUCUCAUCACAACUACUACUACUAAUACUACUCUCACUGUCACUGCUGUCUAAUGCUGAUUGAUUAGAUGAAAUAUUUUCAUUCAUAUGAGGGUGUUGAACUUCUAAUGUUGUUUUUAUUGUACGUUGCUUUUUACAUACAUUCUUUAAAGUUGGUUGUUUAAUUCUACGUUGACCUGAGGAAGUAGCUAUAAUAGGAAGGCUAGGAUGUACACUAACACCAUUUGUACUGUCAGAAUGUGCUCGCCAAUUUGAAGAAGAGUAGGUAUGUCCAUUUUCAGAAAAUUGAUCAAUACAUUGAGGUAAAUCGUAUACACAAACAACACCAGUUUGACUGCCAGUAAAUAGAUAACGACCAAUGCUAUAAAUAAAGGAAAAUAAAUUGCAGAUGGAAGAUUUGGAAUGCAUUUAUUCAAACAUCAUGAAUGUAAACAGUUUACAGUAUGGUUAAAACGUUGAUAAUACUUUAAUGUACUAAACAGAAAAAUAUUUUUCCCUAUUUUAACAUCGAUAACGUUUAGUUUUUCUGUAAGCAAGUGAAUAUUAUCAAAUACCAAUCUAUACAUGUAUUCACGUUGAUAGUUACGGAAGAAGCACACCUAUUUUGGUAACUGUUACAGCGGAGUGUUAUCUCCUUAAAAACAAGUAAUUUGACCACUUGAAACUGAAAACGUGAGAAAAUUUGCACUCAAAUUUGAUAUUCAGCACUAGUUAAGCGGCUACAGAUUUUAGAUUGGAAUUGGUGUCUUAGAUACAGUAGUAAUUCAUUAACAGAUAAAAAUCGCAAACUUAACUCAAUACAAUCAUCACUUCGUAAUAGACUUUCAAUGUAUAAAAUCUUAUGUUUUCACUUCAAAUAUUACACAAAACAAAGUUAUGAGUUAUCAGGACGAUCUAGAAUCGAAAUAACUAAAAACUAAUUUUGUGUCAAAAAUAUCCAAGUGACAGUGUUUUAUAAGUAAUCACUACAGCCUAUUUUCGCUCUUUCGAAUGAAUGGCUUCUAAAGUAACUUGAAUUAAACUUUUGUGACAAACAUAUACUCUUAUAUUAAAGAUAGCUUAUUAUUCUUUUACCUAAAUAACAUACAGAUAAUAAGUAGGCAUUAAAAAUUAGACUGGUAAAGAUAAAGCAUUUAUCUAUUAUCAUAGAAUGAUCGAAUAUUUUAACCAGAAUAACAGUUCUGAUAACAUUUACUCUGCCAAAAACAGCAGGAGAACGGAAUAUGGGGAUCUCAACAAAAAAACAUAGCAGACUUACGGUUCUACAUCAAACUGAAAUUUCUGAUGAUUUUCAAUUCGUCGAUGAAGUAUUGUGAUUGGAUUUACUAGAUUUCUUGCAUCCCAAACAAAUAUACGCGAAUCCAUUCGACCACCAACAAAAACAUACCAUGGUGCACCAUUUUUUCCUGCAAAUGUUUUUGUCAACGUCACUUGGGUAACUCCAGAUUGAUGACUAAAUAAACGUGUUAUCAGAUUACCAGGUUCAGAAAAUAUACAUACAGUCCCGUUAUAGGAACCUGUAGCGUAGAUAUUUCGACUAGGAUCAUUCAAAACACCAAUACAUGAUAUUAUACCACCUUGGAGUGGUUUUUCUAUUCAGUAUUAAAAAAAGUUGUAAUAAUUUACAAUAUAAUUUAAGCAAAGAUUAACAUUUAACUAAUAAUGAAAUAAGGUAACAAAUAUUCAGUAAACGCUUGAUUUGUUAGGUAUAUUUUUCAAUUAAUACUGACUAAGAGAGUAACAUUCAAUAGAUGAACUACUUAGUACUCACCAAACGCUACACAUAUUAUCAUCGAAAAAAAUAACAAUGACAAUCUCUAUAUAAAGGUAAUUCAUAAGAUAUCUGUUUAAAUACUUUAUAAAGAAAGGUAUUUUGUUUGUUUGAAUUUAAACUUACAACGACAAAGUAAUAUUUAUGUUCCUAUUCAAAUAUUGAGAUAAUCUGUUGAAAAUUAAUUAUACAGAUAGAAUGUGUUGGAAUUUUUAAAAGUGUUUACUUAAUUAAGAGAAGCUGACUUUUUCAAUGUUCUAAAUUACAUUUAUGAGGUGCUCAAUUUUUCAAGAAAAAAAAUGUCGAUGUUGUAUAAAUGUUCCUUAUGAGCAUUUCUUUCAACCAGUGCUAUUUGAGUCUCAACUAGUUCAGUUUCAUGCACUCAGUUACAAAUACACAGUAGUUAGAAUGAUUACAAAUAUUUAGUGAGAAACUUUUAACGAUAUAUAUAUUAACUAGUGGUAUAUUCUGUUAAACAAGGCUAAAAUUUAUUUAUUCCUUACUUCCAAGUUUUGGUCGCCUGACUGACUCUGUUCCUGGACGAGAAACAUCAAACACUUGAAUGUAUCGGUGAAAUCCAGCGUAUAAACGUUGACCAUUCGAAGAAAAUGAUAAACUGGAAGCGGAAACAACUUCACCCUACGGAGUAAAAAAAAUAAACAGUAACAAUUUUAUUAAACUAUGAACGCUUGGAUCAAAGUAGCUUCAAUCAGCUUAUAAUUUUAAAAUUUUGUAAAAUGCUCAAAAUGUAUUAAUAGAGUUAAUAUCAGCUUGGUGUCAUCGAUGUAAAAGAAAAGAAAACCUAUCGCUUGUAUAUUUACUUGGCAGAUAAUUUCCUGUUUAUACAUUUAAGAUAAGAGCAACUACUAAUA